AUGCCCGGGAAUAUCUUCCUGCGGCUUCUGAAACUUACAAUUCUGCCGCUCAUAUCUUCUAAUUUACUCCUGGUCGUUGCGGGUUUGGAUCCGAAGAAGAACGGAAGGCUUGGAAUCAUCGGCAUUUCUUAUGUCAUUAUUCUAAACCUCGUCAGCGCAAUCAUUGGAACCGCAUGCGCAGCGUUAGUGAGACCCGGUAGGUUCUUUUAUUUCAUAUAUAAAAGUAAAUGA
This is a messenger RNA of Dibothriocephalus latus, 231 nucleotides long. The record is from the annotation of a GenBank genome assembly. NCBI's taxonomy places the organism in Eukaryota, Metazoa, Platyhelminthes, Cestoda, Diphyllobothriidea, Diphyllobothriidae.